AAACACUCAGUGGAGUCGCGGACACUUCCGCUCGGGGACUGAGGUUGCUGCGGUUUUUCCGAGAUAGUUUGGGGCAGUUCCUCGCGUUGCGGACCCUUCUGAAUUUUCUGGACCUACGCAUUGGAUCCUCAAAGAACUGGUGAUCGAAUUAGGGGAAAAGGGGCCUCGUGGGAGAGUAGAGGUUUGGAGGGGCAAGGGCCGCUGUUUACGUUCUCGUCCGUGGCACCUUCUUGGGCUUGGGUCUGUCCUCGCGUCCCGGGGCACUGGUACUUGGUUGGGUCGCAUCUCACCUGGUUUCAGGGGUUCCGGGGCUCUGAGUUCGCCCACUCCGCCCCCUGCACCCCACGCGCGUGGCCACUUCUUCGCGAUAUAACGUUGGGGUGUUAAUCUCCUUGGGUUUCCCGUUACUGUUCUUUAAAAUGGGGACUUUGGGACCAUCCUAAUGGAAUCGUUUUGGGAACUGGAAGAGGUAACACAAAUGAGAGCCUUAAAGCAGUCCCUGUCACUUGGUGACUGGUGGACUCUUGUUAAUUUCCCACGAAGCCUGUCACGUCCCCGAGUGGGGUCAGAGCUCCAGCUGCAGGGGCCUCGGCCCUUCUCCCUGAUCCCUGCAGGACGCUGGAUGAUCCCGGAAGCCUUCUGACCUCUUUUUAGGAGAGCGAGGGUUGCGUCCACUUUCAUGAAGGGAAAGGAGCAUUUAACUUUUAUGGGGGAUGGCGACGCGGUCAGGGUGUUUCACAGCUUUCUCCUUCCCCAACCCGACCUUUCCAAAAGAGAUGCAGGGAGGGACUUCUUGGCUUCUGAGGGCAAAGCUCUACGUGAGUGGUCCUUGGCUCUUUGACCGAGAUGCUCACCCCAACCGAGAGUGUAUAUAGGUUGUGUCCUCGGGCAUGGGGGUCGAUAAUAAUUAAGUCUUAAUUAGUAACUUCAUUCUAAGGGCUUUAUACAAAUAAAUUUACGCCACACCGUGGCUCUGUGGAGAAGUAUUGCUUUUUUCUAUUUUAAAAACGAAAGUGAGACACAGAGCGCAUAGGCACCCGACUAGUGAGAGGUGGAGCUGGGGUUGGAACCUAAGCAGUCUGGGUCAGAGCCUGAUUUGAUCUUCUCUUGGGAUACGUUGUCUUUGAGGCAGAGGAACUAGUUGGACUUAGGUGGGGAAAGCAAGACUUAGGGGCUUGAAAUUUUCUGAGUUUCUAAAAAUGUCAACUAUUUUGUUUCAAUCAUUACAAAUAUUUUGUACUCUUAUAGAACCAUGUCAUUGCAGAGCAUUCUAUUUUUCUUUAUUAAGAACAAAAUGGGCCUGGCGCGGUGGCUCACGCCUGUAAUCCCAGCACUUUGGGAGGCCUAGGCGGGCGGAUCACGAGGUCAGGGGUUCGAGACCAGCCUGGCCAACAUGGUGAAACCCCCGUCUCUACUAAAAAAUAAUUAACAAAAAUUAGCUGGGCGUGGUGGUGGGCGCCUGUAAUCCCAGUUACUCGGGAGGCUGAGGCAGGAGAAUCGUUUGAAUCUGGGAGGCGGAGGUUGCAGUGAGCCGAGAUCCGCCAUUGCACUCCAGCCUGGGCGACAGUGCGAGACUCCGUCUCAAAAAAAAAAAAAAAAGAACAAAAUAUUUUUAUUACCCACGAAUCCAUGAUGUAAAGAUAGCAACUGUUAAGCUUGUAAUGUGUUUCUUUCUUUUUGUAUAUUUAUAGGUUUAUUUAUGAACAUUUAAAAAUUUUUAUUAUUUUUUUCUUAAUAUUUCCCCCUUAUGUGUUUAACUAUGGAAAUUUCCAAAUACUGACAGAGACUAAACUAGUGAAUUAUCAUGUUAUAUCACACUCAUUAAUCUCAUUAUUGUUAUUUUUCCUACGACUGUUUCCUAAAAUUAUAAAACUUUUUAUUUUCAUAUCAUUUGAAACCUAUAGAAAAGUUGCAAAAGUAGCCUAAGAAAUUCUUAUUUACUCUUUACCCACGUUUGCCAAGUGUUUGCAUUUUUCCUGUUUGUUUUGUUGAUGACCAUCAGCUGAAUACCACCAGAAACAUACCUGUAACCAGAGACAGCUGAUUAUAGCUUUCUGCAGCAAGGAAGCCCACGUACCAGGGGCUGUCUUGGUAAGAGGAAUUUAGGAAGACCUAGUAUAUGGUUUCACAUAACAUAUUAGAUAAUUUUAGAUUGUAUACCAGAUAAUGUUAUUUAUUAAAUAUUAGAUAUCUAUCCAAAGACUGCUAAUAGUAGUUUAUUGUAUUAUCUAUUAUACAGUGCUAGAUAACAUAUUACCUAACUUCAUGUUAUGUACUCUGCAGUUCUAUAUUUAAAUUUGUUCUAUUUUUCACUUAAGGUUCUUACAAGUGUCCCCUACCCAUCUGCCACCACCACCCGUGUUCACAGUCUAAUUUUAUGCAUUGCCUUUAAUUGUCACAUUUCCAUAAUCUUUAAUCUUGAGGAUUCUACACCCUUUGUCUUUCUAUGCUUGAUAUUUUUGAAGAGUAUAGGCAAGUUAUUUUGGAGAAAGGCAUUCAUUUGGAGUUGUGUCUGAUGUAAUUCGUGUGCGGGUUCAGAUUAUGCAUUGUUGGUAGGGAUACCACAGAAGUGGUGAAAUGCGGGUUCAGAUUAUGCAUUGUUGGUAGGAAUACCACAGAAGUGCUGAAAUGUCCUUUUCAUUGCAACAUAACAGGGUCCAAGUGAUGUCACUUUGUCUGUUCAUUGGUGAUCUCAACUUUGUCCACUUGGCCGAGAUGCUGUCUUUCAGAUUUCUCCACUAUAAAGUUACUUAAAAAAAUUGAAAAGAAUAAAGUUUCUUAGGAAUAGAUAACAUUAUUAGUGGGCAUUCAGCUGUAAAAUGACCUUCUCCUCCAUUUAUUCUUUGUUCAACUACAAAUAUUCUAUCAGUAUGGCCUUAGAAUUGACUCUUGUUAAGUUAAAUGACGUGUACGUUAACAAUUAUUUUUUCCAACCUAUUGUAUCAUAGAACUUACUUAUAUCAGGUGUACAUCCAGUGAUCAUUUGACAGUUUGCUGAAUGGAGUAACCAUCACCACAAUUCGGUGAUCAUUUCAUGCUCAUAUUGAUUUCCUCCUGCCUACUUAUGGUUAGACUUCAUUCUCACUCAGAUCUGAAGCAAUCACUAAUCAGUUUUCUCUAUGCAUUUUCCCACCCAGACAUUUUAUAGAAAUGGAAUCCUGCAAUAUGUAGUCCUUUGUAACUGGCUUCUUUCAUUUAGCAAUGAUAUCUCAAAGGUUCAUGUAUGUUGUAACAUGAGUCAGUACUUAAUUUCUUUAAAUUUCCAAAUAAGAUUCCGUUGUAUGGAUAGACCAUGAUUUGUCUAUUCAUUUAGCCACAGGAGGGCAUUUUGGUUGUGCUGUUUUGGGUUUUUAUGAUUAAUGCUGCUGUGAGCAUUCAUGUGCCAAUUCACAAUACACAUCCCUGUUAGUGGGUGGCAUCCCUGGCCACCUUUUCAUGUCUCUUUUUCUGCCUUUCCUGGCACUUUGCAGGCACAAUUCUGCUUUCCCACGAACUGCAUCACUCAGGACUCUGCAAGUUUCCAGAAGUAAGAGGGAAAAUGACCACGUUCAAGGAGGCAAUGACCUUCAAGGACGUGGCUGUGGUCUUCACUGAGGAAGAGCUGGGGCUACUGGACCUUGCUCAGAGGAAGCUGUAUCGAGAUGUGAUGCUGGAGAACUUCAGGAACCUGCUCUCAGUGGGACAUCAAGCAUUCCACAGGGAUACUUUCCACUUCCUAAGGGAGGAAAAGAUUUGGAUGAUGAAGACAGCAACCCAAAGGGAAGGGAAUUCAGGAGACAAGAUCCAAACUGAGAUGGAGACUGUUUCAGAAGCAGGAACAAAUCAAGAGUGGUCCUGCCAGCAAAUCUGGGAAAAAAUUGCAAGUGAUUUAACCAGGUCUCAAGACUUGGUGAUAAAUAGCUCUCAGUUCUCCAAAGAAGGUGAUUUCCCCUGCCAGACUGAGGCAGGACUAUCUGUAAUUCACACAAGACAGAAAUCUUCCCAGGGCAAUGGAUAUAAACAGUCCUUUAGUGAUGUCUCCCUCUUUGAUUUUCAUCAACAAUUACACUCAGGAGAGAAGUCUCAUACAUGUGAUGAGUGUGGAAAAAGCUUUUGUUACAUCUCAGCCCUUCGUAUUCAUCAGAGAGUCCACAUGGGAGAGAAACGCUAUAAGUGUGACGUGUGUGGUAAGGAAUUCAGUCAUAGCUCACAUCUGCAAACUCAUCAGAGAGUCCACACUGGAGAGAAACCAUUCAAAUGUGUGGAAUGUGGGAAAGGCUUCAGUCGUAGAUCAGCACUUAAUGUUCAUUGCAAAUUACACACAGGAGAGAAACCUUAUAAUUGUGAGGAAUGUGGGAAGGCCUUCAUUCAUGAUUCCCAGCUUCAAGAACAUCAGAGAAUCCAUACUGGAGAGAAGCCAUUCAAAUGUGAUGUAUGUGGUAAGAGCUUCUGUGGUAGAUCAAGACUUAAUAGGCAUUCCAUGGUUCACACGGGAGAGAAACCGUUCCGAUGUGAUACGUGUGGUAAGAGCUUUCGUCAGAGAUCAGCACUUAAUAGUCAUCACAUGAUCCACACAGGAGAGAAACCAUACAAAUGUGAGGAGUGUGGAAAAGGCUUUAUUUGUAGGCGAGAUCUUUAUACGCAUCAUAUGGUCCACACGGGAGAGAAGCCAUAUAAUUGUAAAGAGUGUGGGAAGAGCUUCAGAUGGGCCUCGUGUCUUUUAAAACAUCAGCGAGUCCACAGUGGAGAAAAACCAUUCAAAUGUGAAGAAUGUGGGAAAGGAUUUUACACAAAUUCACAAUGCUAUUCCCACCAGAGAUCCCAUAGUGGAGAAAAACCAUAUAAAUGUGUGGAGUGUGGGAAGGGCUACAAAAGGAGGUUGGAUCUUGACUUUCACCAGCGUGUCCAUACAGGAGAGAAACUGUAUAAUUGUAAGGAAUGUGGGAAGAGCUUUAGUCGGGCCCCAUGUCUUUUGAAACAUGAGAGACUCCACAGUGGAGAAAAACCAUUCCAAUGUGAAGAGUGUGGGAAGAGGUUUACUCAAAAUUCACAUCUUCAUUCCCAUCAGAGAGUUCACACUGGAGAAAAGCCAUACAAAUGUGAGAAGUGUGGAAAGGGCUACAAUAGUAAGUUUAAUCUUGAUAUGCACCAGAAGGUCCACACAGGAGAGAGACCAUACAAUUGUAAGGAAUGUGGGAAGAGUUUUGGCUGGGCCUCGUGUCUUUUGAAACAUCAGAGACUGCACAGUGGAGAAAAACCAUUCAAAUGUGAAGAGUGUGGGAAAAGAUUUACUCAGAAUUCACAGCUUCAUUCUCAUCAAAGAGUGCACACUGGAGAAAAGCCAUACAAAUGUGAUGAGUGUGGGAAGGGCUUCAGCUGGUCCUCAACUCGUCUGACCCAUCAGAGACGCCACAGCAGAGAAACACCUCUCAAAUGUGAGGAGCAUGGGAAGAAGAUUGUACAGAAUUCAUUCUCUAAAGUGCAAGAAAAAGUUCACAGUGUAGAAAAGCCAUACAAAUGUGAGGACUGUGGGAAGGGCUACAACAGGCGCUUGAAUCUUGAUAUGCAUCAGAGGGUCCACAUGGGAGAGAAAACAUGGAAGUGUAGGGAGUGUGAUAUGUGCUUUAGUCAGGCCUCAAGUCUUCAACUUCAUCAGAAUGUUCAUAUUGGAGAAUAACCUUAGUGAUGUGAUGGUGCAAUAAAGUCUUCACUCAGUUUUCACGAAUGCAGUCUCAUCUGAAAGUUCACAAAGGAGAGAAACAUUAAAACAUGAGGCACAUAGUAAGCACUUCCCUUUGAGUACUUUAUCUCUGAAUCCAUGCUGGUGAUAAAUUUCACCCAUUCUUGCAAGAGGGAAAACAUUUGUUUAAGAUAACAUCAGUGCUUCAGCCAUAGCCCAGCGUGCCCCAAGUCUCAGGACCACCAUAAUGGAGAAUCCUUGUAAAUGGUGCAAUAAAGCUUUAUUCAGAAGUUUGAUAA
Pongo pygmaeus (Bornean orangutan) is the source of this 5958-nucleotide messenger RNA. RefSeq names its product zinc finger protein 224 (gene ZNF224). The record is from RefSeq and is a predicted model, not a curated record. NCBI's taxonomy places the organism in Eukaryota, Metazoa, Chordata, Mammalia, Primates, Hominidae. Gene Ontology annotation, biological process: regulation of DNA-templated transcription. The transcript has 4 exons. Bases 3539 to 5656 code for a protein of 705 amino acids.